AUGACUGCAGUCUUCCUCGUUUUGCCCUUUUUUGUGGAUAAGAUAGUGGAGCAGCUGCAGCAGUUUGUUCAGAGCUAUGAUCUGGCCGCCCUGCGGGAUUACUGGAGUUAUCUGGACCGACGUCUUUUCAGCCGUUUGGAAGAUGUGUACCGGCCAACAGUGAACAAGCUGAAAACCAGCUUAUUCCGAUACUACCUCGUCCAUACUGUUCAGACUGGCCGCAAUGACAAGGCGCAGGAGUUUUUCCUCAAGCAGGCCUCUGAGCUCCAGAACCAGGCGGAGUGGAAGGAUUGGUUUGUCCUGCCCUUCCUCCCUGCCCCAGACUCCAACCCCACCUUUGCCACCUAUUUCUCGCGCCAGUGGGCAGAUACAUUUAUCGUGUCUCUCCACAACUUCCUGAGUGUCUUAUUUCAGUGCAUGCCAGUUCCAGUCAUUUUGAACUUUGAAGCUGAAUGUCUCAGGAGCAGUCUCAUACAAGAAGAAAAUGAAUCGUUGCGGCAUAAGUUGUUUGCUUUGCAGGCUGAAUCCUCCCGCAUGAAAAAAGAGGAACUGGAGGUGGAACAAGUUGUGCAUCACAAGUUGCCUGCAUAUGUGGCCAACAUGGAUCGACUAGGGGACUCUGAGCUUGAUAUGACCUGCAGCCAGAGGAGUACUGCACAUUCUCUUCAGUCCCGGGGAGGCUUUCUGUCCUCUUUUCUCUCCCAAACUAAAAAGGGCCCUUCCAGACCAGCCCAUCCAAGUGGGGCUUCUCCAACACAGACUGGCAGCAUGCUGCUAGGGAAGAAAGAACCAGCAAAUCACCAGAGUACCAGAGGAAAAGAAGGAACAGUGAGCUGCAAGGAUGGCAAGAGCCACUUCAGUGGGUUAAUAGCAGGCGAGUCAAGUUCCCUGCAGCAGCGGCAGAAGCGCUUGCAAGAGCAUGGGAAGGAAAGGAAGGAACUGCUAUCGAAAGGAACCUUCCAGGGCCAAAGUGCUGAGAAGAAAACAGAUACUAGCACAGCUGAGACAGAGCCAUGCUCAGACCUGCAUGCUGAGCAAGCAGAUCCUUCAAUCAAAACGCCUGCCAGCAGUGCAGAGGCUGUGGGGGUCCGGCAGGAGCAGCCUUUCAUCGUCCUGAGCCAGGAGGAGUAUGGGGAACACCAUUCAUCCAUCAUGUACUGCAGGGUUGAUUGUUCUGGACGGAGGGUGGCCAGCUUGGAUGUGGACGGGGUCAUCAAAGUCUGGUCUUUUAACCCCAUAAUGCAAACUAAAGCUUCAUCCAUUUCCAAAUCUCCGUUGCUGUCUCUGGAAUGGGCGACCAAGCGUGAUCGGCUGCUAUUGCUUGGCAGUGGGGUCGGGACGGUUCGUCUUUAUGACACAGAAGCGAAGAAGAAUCUCUGUGAAAUCAGCAUUGAUGAAGACAUGCCCAGGAUCCUCUCGCUUGCCUGCAGCCCAAGCGGUGCCUCCUUUGUCUGUUCUGCGGCAGCCCAGAGCCCCAUCUCCCACAUGGACUUCUCAGCAGUCAGCUCUGGGGGCAAAAGCAUGAACCAAGUUCCUGGGAAGCUGCUACUGUGGGACACUAAAACGAUGAAGCAGCAACUUCAGUUCUCCCUGGAGCCUGAGCCCAUUGCUAUUAACUGCACAGCCUUCAACCACAAUGGCAACCUGCUGGUCACCGGGGCUGCAGAUGGGAUUGUUCGUCUCUUCGGUACGUUGAAAUUGGGCAAUGAGAUGGCCCUUUGGUGUCCCUAG
Messenger RNA from Balearica regulorum gibbericeps (East African grey crowned-crane), 1731 nucleotides. The record is from RefSeq and is a predicted model, not a curated record. Lineage: Eukaryota; Metazoa; Chordata; Aves; Gruiformes; Gruidae.